Molecule: messenger RNA, 1584 nt
Organism: Talaromyces atroroseus
Lineage: Eukaryota; Fungi; Ascomycota; Eurotiomycetes; Eurotiales; Trichocomaceae
Exons: 3
Coding region: 1-1584 (527 amino acids)
Biological process (GO): transmembrane transport
Molecular function (GO): transmembrane transporter activity
Source: RefSeq, a predicted model, not a curated record
AUGGCAUCCUACUCUUAUGUCACCGAUGAAGACACCCUGCCGACGACAAUUCCGCUUUGGCGCCGGAUCUUCGACCAAGGCUGUAUCUCCAAGGAGGUUCUCAUUCACCAAUACAAUGGCUCUGGCACCGAAGAGGAUCCUUUCCAGGUCUCCUGGCUGGAGAAUGACCCACGUGACCCGAUGAAUUUCUCUGCAGUGAGCAAAUGGCUCGUCACGCUCCUAGUAAGCGUCAACACAAUGGCGGUAGCCUUGGUGUCGUCUGCCUACUCCGGCGGUAUCGUGGAAGUCAUCCUUGGUUUUCAGAUCAGUGAAGAAGUAGCCAUUCUCGGAAUCUCUCUCUUCGUCUUAGGAUUCGCCGUGGGUCCGCUAAUCUGGGCGCCGUUGAGUGAAAUUUAUGGACGUCGAUAUAUCUUCAUUGCUAGUGCAGCUGGCCUGACCGUGUUCGUAGCCGGUGCCGCCGGAUCACAGAACAUUUGGACUUUGAUUAUUCUUCGCUUCUUUGCAGGCUCACUCGGAUCCGCCCCGUUUGCUGUAGCUGGUGGUGUUAUCGCUGACUGCUUCCCUGCUGUUAGCCGCGGCCUGGCCAGCGGGCUGUACUGUGCUGCACCCUUCCUGGGACCGACACUAGGCCCUAUUAUUGGGGGCUUCUUGUCCGAGUCAGCUGGCUGGCGCUGGGUUGAGGGUUUGGUUGCAGCGAUCGCUGGGGUUCUAGGAAUUAUAACCGUAUUUACUUUGCCGGAGACAUAUGCCCCAGUUCUCCUGAGAAAACGGGCAGUACGCCUCUCCACCAUCACCGGCCGCGUCUACCGCAGCAAACUCGAUAUUGAGCAGGGUGAGGCGUCCCUCACGGGAACCCUGAAAGUGGCCCUGUCUCGGCCGUGGUUGCUUCUCUUUCACGAGCCUAUUGUCCUCCUCUUGUCAAUUUACCUCUCUAUCGUGUACGGCAUUUUAUACAUGUUUUUUGCGGCCAUGCCCAUUGUCUUUCAAGAGGGGCGUGGCUGGAGCGAAGGAAUGGGCGGCCUCUCGUUCCUAGGGAUUCUGAUCGGUAUCCUAAUCACGGUGGCGGCAACAGUUCCCAUGUAUUUCCGAUACAAGAAGAAUAUGCCCAAAGGUGGGCGAACCCCUCCUGAGGCACGCCUUCCCCCGUCCUUUGCCGGUGCUAUCGCCCUGCCGAUUGGACUUUUCUGGUUCGCAUGGACAAACUCCCCUUCGAUACAUUGGAUAUCUCCUAUUGCGGCCGGAGUUCCGUUUGGCUUCGGUAUGGUGGCGGUGUUCCUUUCUGUCCUGAACUACUUGGUCGAUGCAUAUACCCUCUACGCGGCGUCGGUUCUGGCAGCCAAUUCUGCCAUGCGCUCGGUCUUCGGUGCUGCGUUUCCCUUGUUCACCACGUACAUGUAUAAUAAUCUGGGCAUUCACUGGGCCUCAUCUGUUCCAGCCUUUCUGGCCCUCGCGUGCGUCCCCAUGCCAUUUCUGUUCUAUCGAUAUGGCGCGGCGAUUCGUGCGCGGUGCCCUUAUGCCGCGCAAUCGGAUGCAUUCAUGGAGAAAUUGCUGGCACAAUCUACAGCGUUAAAGCCGGAUGCCUAG